AUGUCUCAAACACAACCAAUACAACAGUUACAACUAGUUGCUAUAAAUAUUAAAGAAGAGAGUUACUUGGAGAAAGAGCAGAGAAUCGGAAAUUUUAUACGAAACGUUCCUACUACCUUACAGAGAAAUGAAAAAAAAGGAAGAGAAAAAAAAGGAACCUUGGAUUCUAAGUUGGAGACCGAAUUGUUUGAGAAUGGAAAUAGACGGAGUGAUGAUCCCAAUUGCCACUCCAUGGGAUGUUCUUACCCUCCUUUAUACAAUCAACAUUGGCGAACCUCCAAUGCAGACUUUAUUCGAUUAUCAGAUAGAAUGGCUGUAUCGACAUUUAAAACAGUUAGCGAAGUGGAUAAUGAUUUUAGAGCCAAUGCACAUGAAGAUACAACUAUGGCCGACAGUAAUAAAUGUGGCGUGGAAAUCAAACGACAAGGAAAUCAUGAAGGUCUCGUUCAGAGCGUCGCUAGUAGAAAACAGGAGUUCCAGAAAACAAAUAGUAAAGUUUCGACAGGAAGUCGAUUUAGAGAAUCACCAUCUCUUUCCUCGGGACAAUCAUGGGAAUUUGGUAAAGAAUCAAAAGCCCUGGCUGUUCGGAAAUUAAAUACAAAAAACGAAACCAUGUUGCAGGAAUUGCAAAACGGUGAUGGCAUGCAGAACACCAAUGAUCUUGCAUCACUCAUUAGAUUAUUGAAGGAUAAAGAACAAUAUCGUGAAGAGACAAACAAAGAUGUCUUUACUAAAGGCGAGAUCUACCUCUUCACCAAAAUGUAUGGCAUUACUGAUUUCAAACUCGUGUUUGCAUACGAUGAUUCAGUCUUUUGGCUAGAAGACCAUGAUAUUAUUUAUUUUUGGUCUCGCAUAGAUGAUAGCAUGAUACGCGGAGGAAGAAAUCUGAAAGAAGCUUUAACAAAUUAUCUUUUUAAUCAAAAAAAUCUUUGUUAUGUCGAUGAGAUUACUCGCGAAUUGAUAUCAAUAGAUGCAUAUGAUUAA
Molecule: messenger RNA, 984 nt
Organism: Rhizophagus irregularis DAOM 181602=DAOM 197198
Lineage: Eukaryota; Fungi; Glomeromycota; Glomeromycetes; Glomerales; Glomeraceae
Source: RefSeq, a predicted model, not a curated record